Messenger RNA from Debaryomyces tyrocola, 501 nucleotides. The record is from the annotation of a GenBank genome assembly. NCBI's taxonomy places the organism in Eukaryota, Fungi, Ascomycota, Pichiomycetes, Serinales, Debaryomycetaceae.
AUGGUUUCUCAAGAAUUUACUGAUAAAGUAUGUAUAAAUGCGUAUAUUAGAAGAGUCGAACCUGGUUUCCACCAGAAUUGAGAUCGAGAUGACGAGGUGUGGACGAGUUAGUGGAAUCAAUCUGCCAGAUGUUCGCUUUUUGGGGCAACGUAGCACUAACUGGGGAGAGAGAUAUGUGGGUCAGGAUGAGCUAUUUUAAUCAAACGGGGCACAAUUGGUCGUCGGAGAUAGCAUGUAUAAUAUUUGGGGAUUUACUAACUAUAAUAGGCUGAUGCGGUCCAAAAGUUGACCAAGCGUCCUUCCGACGACGAAUUGUUGGACUUGUACGGAUUGUACAAGCAAGCCACCGUUGGUGAUAAUGACACCGCUGAACCAGGUAUGUUCAACUUGAAGGGCAAGUACAAGUGGAAAGCAUGGGACCAAUUAAAGGGUACUUCCCAAGAAGAUGCCGAACAGCAAUACAUCAAGUUUGCUGACGAAUUAUUGGCUAAGUACCAAUAG